AUCUUCAAACGUCAUCAAAUUCUUUGUCAGCUGUGUGGGUGUGCAAGUGAUUGGUUUCCAUUAAAUGAUUUGUAGCAUUUAUUGCUGAAAUUAUGAACAAAAAGUUAAGUUUUUUGUUAAAAGUAGACUUGAUUUCAUAAGUAAAAGCAUAUUUGUGUAAAAUUCAUAAGUUUUACUUUUGUAUCUUUGGAAAAUAACGUAGAAAUGAUUCUGAACUGUCGGAGUCUAGCUAUCAGUUGCUUCAUACUGUUAGCCUUGCUUAGUAAGGAAGGUGGAGCCAAGACUAAAUCUAAAAAUGCAGUUGUAGAUGAUAUAACCGAAUUCAAGGAUUUUAAAAAGCUCAUACGCACAAAAACCAAUGUUUUAGUGAUGUUUGUUGCCGGUGUAAAGGAAGCACCUGUUGAGUUAAAGGUAUUUCGUGAAUCAGCGGAUGUUGUACGUGGAACAGGGACUAUGGUAUUAAUUGACUGCAUACAAAAUGAUCGCAAAAAACUUUGCAAAAAAUUAAAAGUUACGCCCAAUCCAUACGCAUUCAAACAUUAUAAGGAUGGUGAUUUUCAUAAAGAUUACGACCGUCAAGUUAGUGUUUCAUCCAUGGUUAAUUUCAUGAGAGACCCGGCGGGAGACUUGCCGUGGGAAGAAGAUCCUGCAGGCAGCGACGUACUACAUUUUGCCGACUACACAUCUUUUCAACGACACUUACGUAAAGAUAUGCGACCAAUGCUGAUAAUGUUCUACGUACCUUGGUGUGGCUUCUGUAAGAGACUCAAGCCUGACUAUUCCAAAGCCGCUACAGAGCUAAGUGGUAAAAAUUAUGUGAUUGCUGCAAUGGAUGUAGAACGUGUGGAAAAUGCGCCAGCACGACGUGCUUAUAACAUAACAGGUUUUCCAACAAUACUUUAUUUCGAGCGUGGCCAAGUAAAACGGACGUAUGAAGGCGAAAAUAACAAAGACGGCAUUGUUGCAUUUAUGCUAGAUCCCAAUGCUGCGCCGGUGCAAAAGGAGAAAGAAUCAGAUUGGUCAGCUGAUCCAAAUUCCGAAAUUGUACAUUUGACAAAUCAAGGCUUUGAACCGGCAUUGAAAGAUGAGAAGUCGGUAUUGGUUAUGUUUUAUGCGCCAUGGUGUGGACAUUGCAAGCGCAUGAAGCCCGAAUAUGAAAAGGCAGCCGUUACUAUGAAAGAGCGAAAAAUACCUGGCGUAUUAGCGGCAUUAGAUGCAACUAAAGAAAAGGAAAUAGCCGAUCAAUUUAAAGUGCGCGGUUAUCCAACAUUAAAAUAUUUUGUUAAUGGUGUAUUCAAAUUCGAUGUGAAUGUGCGGGAUGCAGCUAAAAUAAUUGAAUUCAUGCGUGAUCCGAAAGAACCACCACCACCACCACCGCCAGAGAAACCAUGGGAAGACGAAGAAGACACUGAAGUUAUAUUUUUGAACGAAGACAAUUUUAACACACUUUUGAAACGUAAAAAGCAUUCGCUCGUUAUGUUCUACGCGCCCUGGUGCGGCCACUGCAAGAAAACUAAGCCGGAAUUUAGUGCAGCAGCAGAGGCGUUGAAAGAUGAUCCACGCGUGGUAUUUGCCGCUGUGGAUUGUACCAAACAUCAAAGCCUUUGCCAGUCACAUGGUGUUAACGGUUAUCCCACAAUUAUUUACUUUUCAUACCUUAAAACGAAAGCUGAUUACAGUGGUGGACGUAGUAGCAAAGACUUUAUUUCUUAUAUGACCAAUCCGAAUCUCAGCGCCACCGAGCCUGUGUAUUCGAAACACAAAUUAGAUGAGCUGUAAUAUAAGCAACUGUAUAAUUCUAAUUAAAUAUUAAUGAAGUAGACAAAUACUCGUCCCAACAAAUACCCAACGAAAAUGAUCAAGUGAAUCUACAUUAAUUUUUUUAUAUUCUCAUAAUUAAGUUUAAAUGUAUUUUCUUUAUAUAUAAUAUUUUUUUAAGUUCUGCUCUAAAAAAGUGUGAUUGAACUGAAAGUGCUCUCGAAUUUUGAUAUAAAUAAAUGUUUUACUCAACGUAAUAAUAUUAAUAAAAAUAUGAAUUGAUUCUAAACCAACUAUUGAAUUGUUAUUUUAAUUAGUUUGAUAUUUUGCUUAAAACAUUUAAAUAAUAACUCCAUUUAGUGGUAGCGAGUAUAGGAAUGAUUUCCAAUAGGUGUGCGGAUUAAAUUUACACCGAUAGGCAGG
Ceratitis capitata (Mediterranean fruit fly) is the source of this 2181-nucleotide messenger RNA. RefSeq names its product protein disulfide-isomerase A5. Gene Ontology annotation, biological process: protein folding. The transcript is spliced from 4 exons. The record is from RefSeq and is a predicted model, not a curated record. Gene Ontology annotation, molecular function: protein disulfide isomerase activity. Gene Ontology annotation, cellular component: endoplasmic reticulum. Bases 205 to 1779 code for a protein of 524 amino acids. Lineage: Eukaryota; Metazoa; Arthropoda; Insecta; Diptera; Tephritidae.